GGAAUGAUCAGCAACCAAUCAGAUAUCUCCCUGGUUUUAGCCAAUCACAAGAACGCACCCCACGCGGGGGAUUGUUUACUUCUAAGCCAAUCACACGAACGCGUUCACACAGCGCGAUGUGUGGCGUGAGCGCGGGCGCGGGCUAGCGCGGUGGAGUUCUUCUGUCUGUCUCAAGCGCAAGCUAGUGCGCUGGAGUUCUUCUGUCUGUCUCUCGGUUGGUUGAGAACUCACCAUGGCCUCUGGAAACGACAGGGGAGCGGGUCUGUCGCCCCAAGCCGAGGUAGCAGCUCGGGCCUUUGUGCAGUUGUUGGCCCGGGAGCUGUCCUCGGCCCCAAACGCACCGAGAGAGAGUACAACAGUCAGGGCUGGGGGCAGUGCUGCUCCUCUACCGGUUAGCGAUGCUAGGGUGAGACAGGCUAUGAGAAGGCAGUUCCCUAGUAUGUUUAAUACUGAUCAGCCAAGAGGAAAACGGCGAUUCUCGACCUCUGCCCCUUGCAUUGUAAAAAGGACAGACUUCCAUAUCUAUGUCCUUUCGGAACCCAGUCAGUUCACACCAAAGGGCUCAGAAGUGCUAGAACUUGCCCAUGCUGGCCUUGGGAAGAGGAUGUUAAGCAUACCAGACCACUUGAAACAUGAUGAGGAGAGUGAAUCUGGGACAUGUCUUGAUGAAGAUUGUUCAGUUCUUGAGCAGCCAGUCCCAUCUACCAUAGGCACGGAUGAAUCCUUGUCGGUCUGCCCAAUCUGUCUUGCAUCGUACCCAGCUGAUUUUCUCCCAUUUCAUGCAAGCACAUGUGGUGACAGAAUGAACUGUGCUGGACCUAGUGUAGCAGCCAGUCCCCCAAGGGGAGAAGAAUUGCCAGGACCCUCAGUUCCACAAUUGUCAGCAGCUUCAACCUGGGCCACUGAAGUCGAGCUCCAAAAAGCAUGCGAGUUGUACAAAGAAGAUUUACUGAACUGUUACUCUGAAAGUCCACGCCUCUCUCUGUCACUCAACAUGUUUGAUGAAGAAGAAGAACAGGACAGUGCAUUCAUCUCAUUCUAUAAGCAGAAUAAUGUAGACUGGGCAGCUCCAUUCAAGUGCAAGCUGAGAGGAGAUGCAGCAGUGGGUGAUGGUGUCAACAGACAUGUUUUGUCAAUGGCCAUGCAGAAAUUGAAAACUGGAUUCAGAAUAAAUUUAGGCUCUGCUGCUCCUACAACCCUUUUUGAGGGGGAAAAAGAACAUCGGGUUCCCUCUGCAGCUGCUGUCCUGCGGGAAAGCAACCUAUUUGAAAUGGCAGGUCGUAUGAUUGGCCAUUCUUUCCUGCAUGGUGGGUCCAGCUUCUCUGGACUCAGUUUGCCUGUGGUGACCCUAUUGACUGGUGAGAGCAUCGACACUGCAGCAUCAGCUCUGACACUGGAAGACUGUCCUGAUAUUGACCAUCGUGAAACAAUUGGUUUGCUGAAGAAUGCUGAACUUACUGCAGAAGAAAACACCAAAGUGACUGAGCUUUGCCUGUCCUGGGAUCUUCCAUUUCCAACCUCCACCAAUCGUGUCUGGCUGUUCCAGGAAUUGCUUUCACAUGCAGUACUUCAUCGUGUUAAACAGCCAAUUAAACAAAUACGGAAAGGCCUUAAACAAACAGGAAUCUGGCCACUUCUUUCAGAUAGGCCAGAUGUCCACCCCUUAAUUUUCCCAAGGGAGUCAAGUGAGGAGCUUAACCCACAGACCUUGAUCCAGAGCAUUUCCUGGCCACAACCCAAUGUUGACAGCGAUGAGGAUGAGGACGACACUGUUCCAUUGGAGAAAAUCAGUCUUGUCACUGGAUUUUUGAGAAAAUUCAUAGAGGAAGCGUCACCAGAUGUGCUGCGUGACCUGAUGAAGUUUUGGGCAACACGUUCUCACUCCCAACUCGUCACAUAUUGAAGCUUGGUCAGGAUCCCUUUGGCGUCAAUAUUUAACUUACUGGGCACCCCUUAGGCGUCAUGUUUCAACGUGCAGGGAAUCCCAUAGACUUCUGACCGGAGCCCGUGACGUGCAGGUAACCAGACCGUUGUCUGCAGCGCGUACGGGUCGAGACUACGAUAAUUAGGCAUAAAAAAGAAAAGGCUACAAUAAUUUAGUUAUGGUAGGGCAAGUCAAUUGGCGCCCCGUGUCAUAUUUAACAGUUUUUUUUUAAUUUUAUUGUAAAAAUGACGUUGGUGUCUGAUAUUAAAGAGCCGCAUGUGAAACAGCAUGCAACGGUGACUUUAACAACGCUCCACCGAGUUUUGCUAGGUAAUAGGGCUGCACAAUUAAUCGAUUUUCUAAUCGCAAUUACAAUUUCAGAUGCCGCAAUUAUGUAAUGUUCAAAGUGAAUUAAUCGUUUAUAGUCCACUUAUGUUAUUCUGCAUGCUGAAGAAGUUUUUUCUUUCUUUCUACAGGUUAUCUUAAGGGUUUUUUCAUUGUUUUAAUUUUAGUAUAACAUUAUAGUAGCCUACCAUUUUUUUAAGUAUAAACCAAUCGAAUGUAUAAUUGAGAUUUAUAGAUGCUAUAGAAAAGCAAUAAAGGUUUUUCAGUUAGUGUUUUUUAUCUUGUUUAUGUAAAAAUAUGGCAUGCAGGUUCUUCAGACAAUGGUAUAAUCAUUCAGCGUAAAUUACUGUGAUAAUCGUAAUUAACAAUCGCAAUUACAAUUUUAUGAAAAUAAUCAACAAUUAUGAUCUUUGUCAUAAUCUUGCAGCCCUGCUAGGUAAUACUGGUAUUUGUUUGUUUGUUUUUGUUUUGUUUUGUUUUUUUUAUCGGAGGCUUGUUGAUGAUAAAAACGUAUUUAAUGUGCUGUGAUUGUUUGUUUAAUGAUUAAUCACUGCAGUGCGAUGCAAUCAACCUGUUCAUUCAUUCAUUAAAUGUAUUUAUUUAUUUAUGCAUUUAAUUGUUUGUUUGGUUGUUUGUUUGAUUGUUUAUCUAUUUAUUUAUUUGUAUGUAUUAAUAAAUCAAUCAGUGGCGCUGACGUCAUCGUAAGGCGCGAUCCCAAGGUCCAGUGCGAUUUUCCACUUGGUAAGUAGAGCAGUUAAUUAAUACAGAUGGGAACAAUCCAUAUAUUUAUGGAACAAAAACCGUUUAAUUGGGUCAAGAUGUUGUGUUUAGAAUUUUUAGAGUUGCAAGGUAUCAGUUUAUGCAGUAAAUGACAGCAGUCAUUACAAAAUAUAACUUGCUGCACCACGUGUGCAAUAGCCUAACGUUAGCUGAGUUAGCUAAUUAAAUUCAAGCUUGUGUAUUUUUUCACAUACAAUCAUGCAAGGCAAGGUAAUAUAGGAGAUUGUAUGGUUUUUCGUUAUUAUAUGUGAUCGGUUACCCAUAUUAAGUUAGCUCGAUCACAACACUUUAGCCAUUUAUAAAUGUUCAGAUCAAGUUGCCAGAUUGGUGUGUUUUCCAGUAAUUGUUCAAAAUCCACAAUCCAAAAUUAUAAACACACACAUCUACUACAGUAUUGUGGCUCAUCAAAUGGCAUGUAAUAAAGGAAAUUAAGUGCUCUCUAAAGAAGGCUACAUUGUAAGGCUACGUGUCUGUCAUUUGCCUUAAAGAAAUAAAAGGGAACAACAGAAAUAUCAAAAUGCCACCUGUCUAAAGCUAUUUUAUUCCACCUAGUACAAACUAAUAUCUAAUUGAAAACUGACCAAUCUGCCAACACCGAUGGAAAAAAAAUACUGGUAAAAAUGUAAGGAGUUCAUUUGUUC
Molecule: messenger RNA, 3690 nt
Organism: Carassius auratus (goldfish)
Lineage: Eukaryota; Metazoa; Chordata; Actinopteri; Cypriniformes; Cyprinidae
Exons: 13
Coding region: 233-1903 (556 amino acids)
Molecular function (GO): ubiquitin-protein transferase activity
Source: RefSeq, a predicted model, not a curated record